This is a messenger RNA of Peronospora matthiolae, 156 nucleotides long. The record is from the annotation of a GenBank genome assembly. NCBI's taxonomy places the organism in Eukaryota, Oomycota, Peronosporomycetes, Peronosporales, Peronosporaceae.
AUGUGGAUUCUCUGGCCGGAAGAGGUGAAGGUUGACCUGCUCGGCCAUUUCUUGUCGGGGACAGCGAAAUGCUACUACCACAAGCAAGCGGACACGUGGUGGACGCAGCAACCGACGCUCGGCUACGUCAUGUGUCAGCUGUUGGCGACGUCUUAG